This is a messenger RNA of Sinocyclocheilus grahami, 1184 nucleotides long. RefSeq lists its product as uncharacterized. The record is from RefSeq and is a predicted model, not a curated record. Lineage: Eukaryota; Metazoa; Chordata; Actinopteri; Cypriniformes; Cyprinidae. The transcript has 9 exons. Bases 285 to 1184 code for a protein of 299 amino acids.
GUGGAGGAUUCAUUUCCAUUGCAUUGUAAUUGCCUUGUGCUGCUGACAGUGACAAUGCACGGAAUAUUAUUUUACAAAAUCAUAAAUCACUGUUGUUUACUUCUGUCUAUCAGAUAUAUGUCAGUGGCUUACAGUAAAACAACUUUAACAUUUCACAUCUAUUUUAGAACUCAAGCAACAACACCAGGAUGUCCAACAACAAGAAAACACGUAAGUCUAAAAUCUCUUAGGAAAAGUGAGAUAAUCAAGGAACUUAAAGCCUAAAAGGAAUUGAGCACUAUUUAAUGCUAAUCAGCUUUAACUAUGUUUCUGCAGAAGCAACUGCAAAAUUGUACAAUGAACCAGUGAUGGAGGAACUGUACACUGGAUACCUGCUCAAGUCCCCCCCUCAAACGGCCCUGACUAAAACAUAUCUGUCACAGAACUCAUGGAAGCGUCGUUUCUUUGUGCUCUCCAAAACGGGUGAAGACUACCAGCUGACAUAUCAUGCAAACAACGAAAAGAGAGACAAGCCUCUGGGAGAGAUAGACAUUUCUAAGAUCAGCUUGGUGUUCACUAGCCCUGAGGCACAUCAGAAGUGGGGCUGGAUACAGAAACAAUUCAAGUGUUCGCCAUCCUUUGUGCUGUUCUUAAAGGUGGACGACGACACACCAAAACAAGCUAGAGAAUAUUUCCUCAUUGGAGAAAACAGGGAUGAAGUGGAUGGUUGGCUCAAUGCCUUAGUCAAGAUUCCAGUUAUUGAGGAAAAAGAUGAGAAGGACGGGAAGCAGGAUGAACCUCCAGUGGACAGCAGUGAAUACAUGACCAUGGGAUCAGUACAAAUGGUGUUGGAAGGUGACCAACAGGAGGAUGACACUGCAUGCAAACAGAAAAAUGAAACACACACAUAUGGUGAGAAGGAGAUCUGCGUUAGUCAAAACGAGCUGAAAAACAGACUGAUCUUGACACAGGAAGAAGGCAAACCAUGUGUGUCUCAGUGUCGUCAGAUUCAGGACUCAAGGGGGGAUCAGAUCCUGGCCACAGACACAGUACAAGAUAUUCAGAAAUGCUUAAAAAGACUGAGCAAGGACGAGGCAAAACUCCUAGUUCAGCGGUACCCAGGCCUCUUUAUGAACCCUGGCCGCCACACUGAGGACAUGAAACAAAAUCUAAUGCAAAUUCUCGCAUCGCCAUCAAAAUUUUAG